Tarenaya hassleriana is the source of this 667-nucleotide messenger RNA. RefSeq names its product 40S ribosomal protein S20-2. The record is from RefSeq and is a predicted model, not a curated record. The transcript is spliced from 4 exons. Gene Ontology annotation, cellular component: ribosome; cytosolic small ribosomal subunit. Gene Ontology annotation, molecular function: structural constituent of ribosome; RNA binding. The coding region runs from base 106 to 474 and encodes 122 amino acids. NCBI's taxonomy places the organism in Eukaryota, Viridiplantae, Streptophyta, Magnoliopsida, Brassicales, Cleomaceae. Gene Ontology annotation, biological process: translation.
AUCUCUUUUUAAAGACGCGCUUAAACUCCCUCGAUCUUCACCUCCUUCCAUCGAGCCUCCUCUGCAUCGCCGAGCUCUGGCUUCAGGAGAAAAACUUGUGAAAAAAUGGCGUACGCAGCGAUGAAACCCACAAAGGACGGCUUGGAGGCGUCAUUGGAGCAAAUCCACAAGAUCCGUAUCACUCUGUCCUCGAAGAAUGUUAAAAAUCUCGAAAAAGUGUGCACUGAUUUGGUUAGAGGAGCAAAGGACAAGAGGCUUCGAGUCAAGGGACCGGUAAGAAUGCCGACCAAAGUUCUUCACAUCACUACCAGAAAAGCACCUUGUGGUGAAGGUACCAACACAUGGGACAGAUUUGAACUGAGGAUUCACAAGAGGGUGAUAGACCUAUUCAGCUCGCCCGACGUGGUCAAGCAGAUCACUUCCAUCACCAUUGAACCCGGCGUCGAGGUUGAGGUCACCAUUGCCGAUUCUUAGACAAAGUCUCUUCCUCUUUUUUUUUUUUUUGCCCUCUUAUUGCCGUCAUCACCAUUGUCUUGAUUCUUGAAGAAAGUCUCUUCCCUUUUUGCCUCUUAGUUCCUCAAGAUUCUGCCCUUUGUCUAUUACGGCCUUAGUUCUUGUAUUUUUCCACAGUUUGAGGAGUUUUUGUCAAUCGUUUUUUUUUUUUUUU